CGCUGACAUUUACAUUACAAAUGUCAUAAAGUUGUUGUCUAAUGAAAUAAACGUAAAGAAAAUUCCAAUAUUUACAAUAUAAUGCAGCGACACAAUACCUAACUGUUGAAUUUUAGUAAAAUGUCUAGAGGAUAACUACUGGAACAGAUGUGGCGCGUAGUAACUCAUGGAGCUUCCGACUGAAGCUUGGAGAGUGAAGUGUCCCAAAACCUGGCGUCCAGGGAAACGCAACAAAGAUGAUGUCGCGAAAAACAGUCACAAGAAAAAAGAAGCACCAAAGACGUGUCUCCAUCUCCACCGGAAGAAGAAGGGGCGCGAGCCGUCCAUCCUGUCGCUGGCGACGUCGCUGAACGACAACUGCUGCCACUGCUGCCGCGCCUUCCUCAACUACGUCAAAGAGAUCAUGAGGUGCGUAUGCUGUCUCUUCAACUUUGAAAUACCGCGUUUGGACUUUGAGCCGUUGUUCUGCGAGCUGUUGGACGCGACGCUCUAUACUCUGUGGGACUUGUUCUUUCUUGUACGCGCCUGCUGGCGCGCGUACAACGACAGCGGGCAGUCGGCCCGCGUACCGUGUGCUGCGUACGAGUAGUGGUGACGUCUGUGUUUGGUCGUUGCAGGCUGAUUGUGCGGUAGCCAGCCACGCGGCGCGACUACUAUUUGUCUUGCGAUGUUAAAACAAUAAAAACAUUGUAAUAUUUUUA
Molecule: messenger RNA, 701 nt
Organism: Spodoptera frugiperda (fall armyworm)
Lineage: Eukaryota; Metazoa; Arthropoda; Insecta; Lepidoptera; Noctuidae
Exons: 3
Coding region: 167-589 (140 amino acids)
Source: RefSeq, a predicted model, not a curated record